Messenger RNA from Zea mays, 881 nucleotides. RefSeq lists its product as uncharacterized. NCBI's taxonomy places the organism in Eukaryota, Viridiplantae, Streptophyta, Magnoliopsida, Poales, Poaceae. The coding region runs from base 343 to 801 and encodes 152 amino acids. The record is from RefSeq and is a predicted model, not a curated record. The transcript is spliced from 3 exons.
CCUCAAAAAAACUUCAGCCGCCACUCCCUUUCUUCCUCCUUGCUCCACGGCAGCAGGCUUGGCUUCUCUCCCUGUUCAUGGCGCCUCCACCUCCCUGCUUGGGCGCUGGCCGAGCCCUUGGAGCAGACGCCUCCAGCUCUUCUCCAUGGCACCUUUCUUCCCCACAGCGGCUAGCAGGGAGACCGGCCAGCCAUGGCGACCUCCCCUUCUUCCCCAGCGCAGGGAGCACGGCUCCUUCCCUCCCAUGGCCGCCAGCCCUUCCUUGCAGCGAGCUCCUCCUUCUUCCCAUGGAUGGCGCCCUAAUUUCUCCAGCAGCCAUGGACGCCCCUGCCACUGCUCCAAAUGGUGAGUUCCAUCUCUGCAGCAGCCGAGCACCUCCCUGCAUCUCCCCCGCCAUGGCUCACAACUCGGCGUCCUCCCUGCUUGUGUGGUGCUUGCUGCGUGCUCGACGAAAUGCCGCAGCGAGCAGCGGUCAUGAGAUCCCCUCCGUGUUGCUUGCAUCGGCCCGAUCUGCGCAGUCCCGACCCAAGGCGUCGCGUGGGUGUUUGGACAGCCCCACACUACGUCGUCGAUCUGCGCGGUUCGACCGUCUCCGCGUCUCGCAUCGCCGGGUCUGCGCAGCGCCGGCGUGCCGUCGUUGAAACCCGUGCCCUUGUCGACGUCACGCCUUGCGCAUCGCUCGUCGGCAAAGAGCCCAAACUAAUGGCAUGCAUGCGCGGCACGAGUCGGCCAGGACCGAGAGAUGAUGAUCGAGCAACUGAUGUGGUGCCAACCACAAGAUGCAGUUGGUGGACGACCUGAAGAAUGAUGGACAUAACCAGUGGAUACUCGCCAAGCGAGUACCCUCCCCCAGCAAACACUGUCUAAGUGUUAAAUUAAAG